Molecule: messenger RNA, 1275 nt
Organism: Fusarium fujikuroi IMI 58289
Lineage: Eukaryota; Fungi; Ascomycota; Sordariomycetes; Hypocreales; Nectriaceae
Exons: 1
Coding region: 1-1275 (424 amino acids)
Source: RefSeq, a predicted model, not a curated record
AUGUCCGACCUAGUCCCCACUGGAAUGUCUGAGCUGGAUAUCUAUCUGAGAGAUAGAUAUACCCCUCAAGAUACUACCAACCAGUUGACUAGCACACCAGAGGAAGCGGCUGAUAUCCGCAAGAAAUGCUCCUACGUCCGAAAGAAGUGGUAUUUUCCCGUGCUAGAGAACCUCGGCCCCAUCCCGAAGGGCCUGACAAGUCCUCUUGGGACACCAACUGCAGGUCUCGGGCCAUUCGAGAAACUUCCGGGAGACAUUGUAAGCAACAUCCUCCUUCGCCUUGACGUGAAGUCCUUUCGGAACUUCCGAAACCUCAACGCGAAAGCGCACCGGAUCACAGAGAUUGUAAUCGACUGCAAGGAUGUCAUGGUUCAUGGAAAGGCCGCUUUUAUCAGCAUCUCUCGCACCGGCCUGAGCCGUCACAUUACCAUUGGCGAGAUACACCUGGCGCUUACAUCCCACAAGUGCAAUUUCUGCGAGGAAUAUGGGCCACUCUUGUUCCUACCGACAUGUACUAGAACAUGUCACGAGUGUCUCAGAACCUCACCUAGGAUGGCAAUGAUUGGGACGGAAGAGAUACUUCCAUUCUAUACUCGAUUCGGGAUGUACAAAGGUCACGGCAAUCGUUCUCAUCUCCUCAAGUCUCUCCGCAAGUCAUCCAUGGCGGUUAUGAAAGUUCGCGACCAUCUACGCCCUAGAAGAAUGAUCAAGAAUGCUCGAUGCGUGUCAGUAGAUGACCUCUUCUGGUUUCAAGAAGAGUUGGGCUUCGAGACAUCAGACUCGAUGCGAGCCCUGUUCGACAAGGAAUGGCUCCAUUACCGGACCGCUGCAUGCGUUAACUUUCCCUAUCUCAACACCUCCACAGGUGUACUAGAGAAAGGUCUCAGCUGCAGAGGCUGCCAGGAGGCCUUUAAUGAACGAAGACUGCAGGCAAUUGCCACCGGAACUACCUACGGCGCUGUCGCUAACCGCGACACUUGCUACUCACACGAAGGCUUCCAGGGGCACUUUCAGAAUUGCGAGCAUGCAAAGCUAGUCUGGGAGAACAGCGAGCUUCCUGGUCGGGAGGCCUGGUUUGCCGCGAAUGGCGGUGCUCACUGGGGAAUCACAGAACGAACCGAAUACUGUGGCCGGUUCGUGGCUCAGUUGCCGGAGGUAAAUAACGAAGAGUUCUGGGUUUCGGUCGGCGUUGCUGCACAAGUCGUCUUCUACGCUUGUCUCUUGAUUGGCUAUGCCAAGUGGCAUACCCUAGCGGCUAGUUCUGGGGGAGUCUGA